AUGAAACGGAAGACGUCUAAUUCCAACGUGAAGUUGAAGCUUCUUAUCGACAAGAAAUCCAAGAAAGUCCUAUUUGCUGAAGCAAACAAAGAUUUCGUAGAUUUUCUUUUCAGCCUAAUGUCAUUACCAUUAGGAAAUGUUAUCAAACUGUUAACCAAGAAAAAAAUGGUGGGUUGCUUAGCAAAUCUUUACGGCAGCAUUGAAACCCUAAACGACACUUUCCUUCAAGCACCCGAUAUUAAAGAAUCCAUUUUGAAUCCAAGAUCUCCAUCUCACGCUAUUCAAACACCACUCUUGCUAACCAACACUGAUCACUUCUCCGCCAGCCAAAGUGUGUAUUUUUGCCCUCAUGGUUGCAGGUACCGAGCGGCUUUAGACCCAGAAGCGCUUUGUCCCACUUGCAACCGCAAAAUGUCUACUGGGGGAAACUUCGUUGCUCCCACUCCCGAUGGUGCAGAGCUAGUGGUUUCCGGUGCCGGAGGAGGUGGAUUUGUGAAAGAUGUGGUUACGUACAUGGUGAUGGAUGAUCUCGAAGUAAAACCUAUGUCUACGAUUUCUAGUAUUACUUUGAUCAACACUUUUGAUAUCCGGGAUUUGCGUUCUCUUCAAGAGAAAGUGGUUGAUAUUGGAUUAGAUGAGGGUUUGAAGCUGCUUCAGGUGUCUUUGCAGGCCAAGAAUGUUUUGACAAGUGUUUUUCUCAAGGCAUGA
Mercurialis annua (annual mercury) is the source of this 708-nucleotide messenger RNA. RefSeq lists its product as uncharacterized. The transcript has 2 exons. The coding region runs from base 1 to 708 and encodes 235 amino acids. NCBI's taxonomy places the organism in Eukaryota, Viridiplantae, Streptophyta, Magnoliopsida, Malpighiales, Euphorbiaceae. The record is from RefSeq and is a predicted model, not a curated record.